GUUACAAAAUGGCGGAUGCGGUGCUGAGCGGCUCGCGCUGGGGGCUUUUAUUAUUAAUAUUUAUAUACAGCAAAGUUUACAUCAGUUCUUCUUUCGUGAGGAUUUUGCUCAGGAAAAGACGAGUGUUAUGGCUAGCAAAGUUAGCUUUUAGCAAAGUGGUUGGCUUUACCUUUUUAGUUAGCCACCUAGCACUGAGAUAUAUUUCAGGCUAAGUUCAGAGUUAGCUGAGGCUAAUUCCCCUAGGUGCUAAACCCGCUAGCGGUUAUUAAUGAUAAAUGUAUGCUAAUAACAGAUGUGGUGGUGGUGUUUGAUGGUGUGUAGUGUAGUCACUCUUUCACCAUGUUCACUAUGCAGUGGACGGAAAUAAGCGGAGCCAUUAGGGAGUUAGCAAGAGUGUUUAUUAGCUAUUAGCUAAGAUGGAGGACGCAGCGCGAGGAGCUGUGUUUACGGAAGAGACUGAAAUCACACUGACUUGACUGACACACACACACACACAUACACACACACAUACACACACAUACAUACAUACUGACUGACUGACAUACAUACUGACUGACUGACACACACACAUACUGACUGACACACAUACUGACUGAUUCACACACACACAUACUGACCGACUGACACACAUACUGACUGAUUCACACACACACACACAGACUGAUACACACACAUACUGACUGACACACAUACUGACUGACACACACACACACAUACAGACUGAUACACACACACAUACAGACUGAUACACACACACAUACUGACUGACACACACAUACUGACUGACACACACAUACUGACUGACACACAUACAUACAUACUGACUGAUACACAUACAUACAUACUGACUGACACACAUACAUACUGACUGACACACACACACUGACUGAUACACAUACUGACUGACACACACACACACGCUGACUGACACACACUGAUACACAUACUGACUGACACGCAUACUGACUGACUCACACACGCAUACUGACUGACUCACACACGCAUACUGACUGACUCACACACGCAUACUGACUGACUCACACACGCAUACUGAUUGACUCACACACGCAUACUGACUGACUCACACACGCAUACUGACUGACUCACACACGCAUACUGACUGACUCACACACGCAUACUGACUGACUCACACACGCAUACUGACUGACUCACACACGCAUACUGACUGACACACACACGCAUACUGACUGACUCACACACGCAUACUGACUGACUCACACACGCAUACUGACUGACACACACACGCAUACUGAUUGAUGGGAGUUUGACUGGUCGUCUAACUCUGCUCCACUUCUAAACUCUGAGGUCAUGUGACAAACUGACAGCUUGUCAUUGAGUCAUCCAGGUGUGUGUGUGUGUGUGUGUGUUAAUGUAACCCAGGGCUCCCGUGGUGUUUACACAGCAGUGUUGUGGAGGUCUGGUUCCUCUCCAGUUCCUCCCCAUUGGGUCUCCUGCAGUGAGGACGAACUUCCUUUAACGCCUGCUAACAGAAAAUGCUGCAGAAAUGAUAGCGGCUCACGAGUUACACCCUGAUUACACCUACACUCAUGAAACAGAUACCCAGUUCUCUUCAGAUACAGACUUGGAGGAUCCUGAGGGGCGGAUCCUCAAACCUGCGAAAGGAAAGAAGGGGAAGAAGACAGUGGUGCGUGCUCAGGGUCGAGUGAAUGGCCAUCAUCAGGAGAAUGGCACAGAGAACCUCACACUGUUCGAGAUCGUCAAACUGGGCAAGAGUGCCACACAGUCCGUGGUAGAUGACUGGAUUGAGGCGUAUAAGAAUGACCGAGAUGCUGCUCUGCUGGACCUCAUUAACUUCUUCAUACACUGCUCUGGCUGUAAAGGUGCUGUGAGUUCAGAGAUGUUUCGUCACAUGCAGAACUCUGAGAUCAUCAGACGGAUGACUGAGGAGUUCGAUGAGGACAGCGGGGACUACCCCCUGACGAUGGCGGGUCCUAUGUGGAAGAAGUUCCGCUGGGGGUUCUGUGAGUUUAUCAGUGUCUUGGUGCGUCAGUGUCAGUACAGCAUCAUCUACGAUGAGUACAUGAUGGACACGGUCAUCUCACUCCUCACCGGCCUGUCCGACUCACAGGUCCGAGCCUUCAGACACACCUCCACCCUCGCAGCGAUGAAGCUGAUGACAGCGUUGGUGAAUGUUGCUCUGAAUCUGAGCAUCAACAUGGACAACACACAGAGACAGUACGAGACCGAGCGCAACAAGAGUCUGGGGAAGAGAGCCAACGACCGCCUGGAGCUUCUACUGCAGAAACGCAAAGAGCUCCAGGAGAACCAGGAUGAGAUUGAGAAUAUGAUGAAUGCCAUCUUUAAAGGCGUGUUCAUCCAUCGAUACAGAGAUGCGAUAGCGGAGAUCAGGGCGAUCUGUAUCGAGGAGAUCGGUGUGUGGAUGAAGAUGUACAGUGAUGCAUUUCUGAAUGACAGCUAUCUGAAAUACGUGGGCUGGACCAUGCACGAUAAGCAGGGGGAGGUGCGGUUGAAGUGUCUCACUGCUUUGCAGGGUUUGUAUUAUAACCGGGAGCUGAACUCCAGACUGGAACUCUUCACCAGUCGCUUUAAGGACCGGAUCGUGUCUAUGGCUCUGGAUAAAGAGUACGAUGUUGCAGUUCAGGCCAUUAAACUCCUCACACUUGUCCUGCAGAGCAGUGACGAGGUGCUAACAGCGGAAGACUGUGAGAGCGUGUAUCACCUGGUUUACUCUGCCCACCGUCCCAUCGCCGUGGCAGCAGGGGAGUUCCUCUAUAAAAAGUUGUUUAGUCAGCGGGGUCCAGAGGAAGAGGGGCUGCCAAGGAGAGGGCGACAGUGUCUGAAUGCAAACCUCAUCAAAACCACCGUUUUCUUCUUCCUGGAGAGUGAGCUGCAUGAACAUGGUGCAUACCUUGUGGACAGUCUGUGGGAGUGUGGAUCAGAACUGCUGAAGGACUGGGAGAGUUUCAUUAGCCUCCUACUGGAUGAACCCUUUCCUGGAGAGGAAGCUUUAUCAGACAGACAAGAGACGGCUCUGAUUGAGAUCAUGCUGUGUGCCGUCAGACAGUCGUGUGAGUGUCACCCACCUAUCGGUCGCGGCACAGGCAAGAGGGUCAUGACAGCGAAGGAAAAGAAAACACAGCUGGAUGAUCGGACCAAAAUUACUGAGAUCUUCGCUGUGGCUCUGCCCCUGCUCCUUGCCAAAUACUGUGUGGAUUCUGAAAAGGUGACCAACCUGCUGCAGUUACCACAGUAUUUUGAUCUGGAGAUUUACACCACAGGCCGACUGGAGAAGCACCUGGACGCCCUUCUACGUCAGAUCCGUGAGGUGGUGGAGAAACACACAGACACAGGUGUGUUGGAGGCGUGUUCUAUGACGUUCCAUGCUCUGUGUAAUGAGGAGUUCACCAUCUACAACCGUGUGGACAUCACGCUGAGCCAGCUGCUGGACGAGCAGAUCGACAAGCUCCACCGCCUGCUGCACGACUUCCUCAACGAGGGGGAGGAGCCUGACGAAGACGACGCGUUUCAGGUUUUAUCAACACUCAAGAGAAUCACGGCCUUUCACAAUGCUCAUGACUUGACUAAAUGGGAUCUGUUCAGCUGUAACUACACACUGCUGAACACAGGACUGCAGAACGGAGACAUGCCUGAACAGAUAGUGGUCCAUGCUAUGCAGUGCACUCAUUACGUCAUCCUGUGGAACCUGGCAAAAGUCUCAGAGGGCAGCUCCACAAAGGCUGACCUGGUGACUCUGAGGAAGCAGACGCGAGCGUUUUGUCUAAUGUGUCAGCGGUACCUCAGCAGCCUCAGCAUGGCUGUUAAAGAGCAGGCCUUCACUAUUCUGUGUGAUGCGUUAAUGAUCUUCAGUCAUCAGAUCAUGGCGUCGGGUCGGGACGCUCUGGAGCCGCUGGUGUUCAAUCCGGACUCGUCCCUGCAGAGCGACCUGCUCAACUUCGUCCUCGACCACGUCUUCAUUGAACAGGACGAUGAUGGCAGCACUGAUGGCCAGCAGGAUGAUGAAGCGGGGAAGAUCGAGGCUCUUCAUAAGCGCAGGAACCUGUUAGCAGCUUACUGUAAGCUGAUCAUCUAUAACGUAGUGGAGAUCAGCACCGGAGCUGACAUCUUCAAACAGUAUAUGAGAUACUAUAAUGAUUAUGGUGACAUCAUAAAGGAGACGAUGAGUAAGACGAGACAGAUCGAUAAGAUUCAGUGUGCCAAAACCCUCAUCCUCAGUCUGCAGCAGCUGUUUAAUGAGAUGCUCAGUGAGCUAGGCUGUAACUUUGAUCGUUCUUCUGCGGCGUUCUGUGGGAUUAAAGAACUCGCUCGCCGGUUCUCCCUCACAUUCGGGUUGGACCAGCUGAAGACUCGCGAAGCCAUCGCUAUGCUGCACAAGGAUGGUAUAGAGUUUGCGUUUAAAGAGCCAAGUCCUCAGGGUGAGGGCUCCCCCCCUCUCAACCUCGCCUUCCUUGACAUCCUCAGUGAGUUCUCCUCCAAACUGCUGCGCCAGGACCGCAGGACUGUACACAUGUACCUGGAGCGCUUCAUGACGUUUCAGAUGUCGCUGCAGAGGGAGGAGUGUUGGUUGCCCCUCAUCUCCUACAGGAACUCUCUGCAGGCCGGGGCAGACGAUGACACGCUCUCUGUCCUCAGCGGAGUCAGUGGCAGAGGCUCCGCCCGCAGCAGGAAGCCCAGAGUAAACGCCGCCCCCUCCAAGAGGAAGUUGCCUGAGGAGGAGAGUAGCUGUAGCAGCACUGAUGCGAGUGUGUGGAUGGCUCGAGAACAGCAGCCGCAGACUCCCAUGAUGAUGUCACCUCCUCCUGUGAUGAUGUCAUCGCCCCACAUGACCUCCACCGUGCUACGGGAUGCCAAGAAGCUCUGCCCAGAGGAGGGAUACGUGGGCGUGUACACCAUGAGUAACCAAUCACAGCACAGCACGUUACAGCAGCCUCACACACCCAUCGACUACAAUACACAGGUAGCGUGGAUGUUAGCUCAGCGGCAGCAGCAGGAGAGAGCGAACAUCCAGAAUGCCAAGAUGAGGAGUCACAUGCAGCACACCAUUCGGCGGAGUGCAGGUCUGAUGGAAGACGAUGAAGAACCAAUCGUUGAAGAUGUGAUGAUGUCAUCAGAGCAGCGAUUGGAGGACCUGAACGAGGGCAUGGACUUCGACACCAUGGACAUCGACCUGCCAGCGUCCAAAAACCGGCGGGAGAGGACUGAGCUCAAACCUGACUACUUUGACCCCGCCUCCAUCAUGGACGACUCUGUGCUGAACGUCUCAAUGUUCUGAUGCAGUCCUCAUGGGAGCGAGAAGCGGGGCCAAUACGCUUUGCUCACUUCCUGUACUCCAGCUGCGUGGCGAGGCUGACUUCCUGCUUCACGCCGUGGUGUUGUUGCCAGCGUGUGGGCAGAGCUAGUGGAGCCACGGUUCUGCACCGCUUUUCCUUUUAUUUUGUUUUUAUAACUUAUAGAGAAACUUUUUUUGAUGAUUAGAUGAUUUUAUAAAGACAAUCAGCUGUAAAUCAGAAGUUUAUAAAGCGAGUGAGGAUUUAAAUCGCCUUUCUAACUCCCUUACACACUUUACUUUAUCGUCCUAUAGUCUUUCAGUUGCCAUAGUAACAACACUCCAGGACAGAGGCUGAUUGGCCGUCAGAGUCGCAUUAUUAUAAUCAGAUUUAUCAAGAAUAUUUCAGUCUCUUUACUCGCGGUGCAGUCCAUCAGCUGAGAACCGCUCGCUAACGCUAAUGUGGCUAACAUAUGAUUGAAGUGUAUGACCACCGGUUUAGCAUGCUGAGCUAAAUGCACAUGUGGGGAAAUCCAUUUCUUCCUGAGCAUCAGACUCAGAUCAGGGGCGGGGCCUAGAUCUAGGAGGCGGGGUCUAAAGCCUGAGUGUUAGAAUUGAUUGGGAUAAUAGAUUUUUUUUAUAAUUAAGUUUUAAAACAGACGGGGGAACGAUGUCUCAUGAAGUGACUGAUGAUGUAAUGGUCAGUGUUAAUCUGGUGGCUAUAAACUGGGAUUAUGUGUUAGCUAGAUUAGCGCUGUAGCUCGUCUCAGUUGAUGGACUGCGUUUGUGUUAAAGGGUUUUUUUAUGUUCACUUCAUGGCCUCUCAAAUUGAACUCUUUUCUUAUCCUUUAUAAUAUUAUAAUAUAUUGUUAUAUAUCUAUUAAAUAUAUAAUUCUAUAUUAUUCUACACAAACCGUGUGAAAAUGUGAAUUGGUGCUGAUUUAUUUUGUAUUUAAGUUUUAUUUUAUUCUCCAUUAGAAUGUAACACUUCAGCAGAAGGAAUCUUUCAAUCCUAGUUUUGUGUGUGCUUGGCUUUUGCUUUGUUUUUGUUUGUUUACUUUGGGUUUUAAUCAUAAAUCAUGAAAAGCUUAUUAAUGAGGGGGUGUGCUGUAUCCAUGGUGACGGUAACUAUGGUGAGUGUUUAGUCAUGGGGGGCUGAUGGGGAUGGUAAUGCAUAUUCAUGAGUUUGUUUGACUAUUGGUCUCAGUUUGGUUUAGACUCCGCCCCUCAUUUUCCAUGUGUAGAACUGCUGAAAGACUGUGUGUGUGUGUGUGUGUGUGUAAUAUAUUGGACUGUAUAUAAGUGUUUUUUAUUCUAUUUACAAAAGAAAAAUGUCCGCUGUUGCAUUUCCUGUUUGUAUUUAUGUCUGGAGAAAAAACAUUUUUGGAACAAAAUAAACCCUCGGCUGUGAUUUCA
Ictalurus punctatus (channel catfish) is the source of this 6703-nucleotide messenger RNA. It is a transcript of the gene stag2a, whose product is annotated as stromal antigen 2a. Gene Ontology annotation, cellular component: cohesin complex; chromatin; nucleus. The transcript is spliced from 33 exons. Gene Ontology annotation, molecular function: chromatin binding. Gene Ontology annotation, biological process: sister chromatid cohesion. The record is from RefSeq and is a predicted model, not a curated record. Lineage: Eukaryota; Metazoa; Chordata; Actinopteri; Siluriformes; Ictaluridae. Bases 1526 to 5293 code for a protein of 1255 amino acids.